Dentiscutata erythropus is the source of this 557-nucleotide messenger RNA. The record is from the annotation of a GenBank genome assembly. NCBI's taxonomy places the organism in Eukaryota, Fungi, Glomeromycota, Glomeromycetes, Diversisporales, Gigasporaceae.
AAGUAGAGAAUGGAUGGAAACAUUUUAAGUUUUUCAUUAUGGAAAAAGAGGAGGGAUUUUUCGUAGGAAUCUCUCGCACGAAGAGUUGGAGAGCUCCACCAAAAAAAACUUUUAAUUGCCUUUCCUGUGAUUUUGGAUCCGAAACAAAUAAGGUUUCAAGAAUUGAAUUUCCAACAACUACAAGUGAUAAUACUAAAAAACUUUUGAAUCCUUGGCUUGAUGCAAAAGCAAGAUCAAUGUUUAUAAUAACUCCUGUUCGGCAUGUUGAGAGACUUUCUGAGUGUAAUGAUGAAGAAUUAUUUUCAAUAUUUCACCUUGCAACGCAAAUACUUGACGAGGAAACGAAAGUUUCUAAAGCGCCAUGGGGUGGUAUGAGAUUUAUUCGAAUGACAUUAAAUCAUGGCAAUUCGAGGAACCUCGAACAUUUACAUCUUAAAAUUUCUGUAAAAAGUCAGGAUUUUAAACAUUUCGAAGACCAUGGAUGGGAUAAUAUAAAGAAACAAAAGUAUAAAAUUUUGGAAAAUGGUUUAUAUAAAAAGGAUAAAAGAGUGCAGAAA